Messenger RNA from Symphalangus syndactylus (siamang), 565 nucleotides. RefSeq names its product zinc finger protein ZIC 5-like. Lineage: Eukaryota; Metazoa; Chordata; Mammalia; Primates; Hylobatidae. The record is from RefSeq and is a predicted model, not a curated record.
AUGCACCCCCUUCCCUCAGCCGCCGCGGUGCCCCGGCGUACGCAGGCCAGAGGAGGAAGCGGGCUUUGGCGGCUAGAGGCAGCAGCGGAAAACGCUGGGCGGAGGGGAGGGGAGGGGAGGGGGCCACAGGCUGCCCGGACGGCGCAAGCGCAUCGCGGCGAGGCGCGCACACAACCCGCAAUCCGGGGACCCGCGGGCGGCUUGUCCCUUCCCCCACCCCCAGCCGCCGCCGCCGCCGCCCGCGCUUCGCAACAAAGCCGGCUGCGGAGCCAUGGUCCACGCCGCCCGCCCGCGACCCCGCCGCCCCGCACGGUAGCCGGAACAUCUCUCCCUUACCAGCCUUCGCUUCCUGGUGCCCAGCUGUUAGGACCGUGUGUGACUUUGGCCUUCUACCGAGACAACAGAGAAACGCACAGCAACUCGCAUGGAGGAAUCGGCGAAAUGGCUCCGACCGCGGCGCGAGGGGGCGGGGCCAGCGAGCGAAAUUAACAGCUACAAAGGCAAAAAGAGGGUUGAGGAUAUAUGAAUAUAACAACUUUUAACUAGCUGACUAAUUAAAGAGAGG